AUGCCUCCCAAAAACCGGGGAAAGACUGUGCCUGCGGGAUUUCAAUCGAAAUCCACCCCGAAUCUACCUGCAUUGCAAUCGGCAGAAGCCGCAGAACACAAUGGCAGCAGUGCUUCGUCACACCUGCGACCCAUAGCAAGCACUCUAGACGGUGCUCUCCUCACAGGAGUAUCCAUCGAAGAUGGAGAUGCAGACUCGCUCUCGUCUUCGAGUAUAGAAUCCGACGAAGAAGACUUAAAGCUACAAUCAAAUCGUCCAUUACAUACCUCACGCUCACACACUCACCUCCCCCGCCAAACCACGAGCGCACUCUAUCCGCCCUUCUACAACCGUCCUCCUACGCCGCUCCCACCCUCGCCAUCCCUGACCUCGCUUCUUAGACCCUCCAGACGCACGACCCCCGACUCCUCUGAUGUCGAGCUACCUAGCAUAACCUCCAGCACCACCACGCUUGUCAAAUCCGCACGCCAUGCCCCCCGCAUCCCGCGCGCCGCGCCCAAAGUGCCCACAUACGAGUACUACGGCUUCGCGCUGUACCUAGGCAGCUCGGCAGCCUUUUUAAUGUACAUCCUCUGGGCCUAUGUGCCUGCGCCAGUCCUACACAAUAUGGGCAUCUGGUACUAUCCCGACCGCUGGUGGGCGCUGGCCAUUCCGUGCUGGCUCAUCGCGCUGAUUAUAUACAUCUACGUUGCGCUGGCGAGUUGGAACACGGAGUACUUGACGCUGGGGUUGUCACGGGUCGAGUGUCUUGUGGAUGAGUGUGCGCAGGUGGGAGUUGUGGAUAGGCGGACGGGGGAGAUUGUUGGAAACGUAGGUGGUGCGGGAAAGAGUGAGGAUUACGACAAGUAUCGGUUUGGGGUGGGAGAGGAAGUGGAUUGGAAGUCAUUCUGGAGUAUGGGGACGGAUGCUGUGUUGGAUGUGCCGAUUGGUGGUGUGUGCGAGAUUCUCUACGGCGACGAGGAUUAA
Molecule: messenger RNA, 966 nt
Organism: Parastagonospora nodorum SN15
Lineage: Eukaryota; Fungi; Ascomycota; Dothideomycetes; Pleosporales; Phaeosphaeriaceae
Exons: 1
Coding region: 1-966 (321 amino acids)
Source: RefSeq, a predicted model, not a curated record